Dioszegia hungarica is the source of this 2193-nucleotide messenger RNA. RefSeq lists its product as uncharacterized. The coding region runs from base 1 to 2193 and encodes 730 amino acids. NCBI's taxonomy places the organism in Eukaryota, Fungi, Basidiomycota, Tremellomycetes, Tremellales, Bulleribasidiaceae. The transcript is spliced from 8 exons. The record is from RefSeq and is a predicted model, not a curated record.
AUGUCAGACGUGCACGAUACAGAUGUGCCAGAAUGCCCAAAUGGGGUCUUCAAUUUCCCCUCAGGCUCAACGCGGGUCGUCGAUGCAGAUGAAGAGAUCAUGGAGCUCUAUAUGACACUAAGCACGAUCACGUCUACCUCCGAGGACCUUGGUGAAAGUACAGGCGGACUAGGCUAUCUCGACGCAACGCAGAGUAUACUGCAGCUCGAUCUGGAGCUCGUACCGCCAAUGAAAGGUGCGGUCCCCAAAGCGGCAAAGGGCCGGUCUAGGCGCACCAACGGGGCCGCUACAUCCAGGGAGGAGGCGAUGGUGGUAUCGGUACAAUUGCAGCAGGACCUACACACUCUCAAAACAAGCAAGGGGGACACCGGCAGUGUCUUAUGGCGAAGCAGUCUCCAUCUCGCCCGUCACAUUCUCACCCAGCACACCUUCCCCACUCCCUCCGUCAUCCCACUCCUCUCACCAGACAAGCUCAAAUCUGCGCGUAUCCUCGAGCUCGGCUCGGGGACUGGUCUCCUCGGCGUUCUCCUCUCGCCUCUCUGCUCAUCCUACGUCGCGAGUGACCGGUUCGAGAACCUACGGCUCAUCCAGCGCAAUAUCGAACUCAACGGGCUGGGAGAUUCCAAGUCGGGUCAGUCUGGGCGCGCUGGUGCCAGUAAGGCUGCCAGGGGCGCUGUCACUGCCGCUGAGAGCGCUCUCGAAGUCAGGGAGGUGGAUUGGGUAGAGGCUUCGGGAGCGCGGCGGAAGCGGGAAGCGAGCGGCAAGGUUGCUCAGGACAGCGAGUCAGACGGCGAAGAGCCGUUCGAUCUGAUCCUGGCGGUCGAUUGUAUCUUCAACGAGUCGCUGGUCCAGCCUCUGGUGGAUACUUUCGCGCGCUACUGCUCAGAGGGGGGCCGAACGAUGGUCUGGGUGGUCAUCGAGCUCCGGAGCUCGGACGUGCUGACGCUCUUCAUGGACACUUGGCUGAACGACCCGGCUGGUCCAUGGACUAUCAUACGUCUGAGCGAGGAGGCUAUGGGGAUGUGGGACGGCGGGGCAAAGGGGGCGUCCGCGGACAAGUCCCUCAACGGGGAUGCGGCCGUCAGACCCUUGGUGUGUGUGUGGAUCCACGACGGCUCUGCCAUGUCGGACGGGACCGGUUGGGAGCUCGGCGGUGGGGAUGGUCUUUUUCUGGAGCAAUUCGCCAUUAUGGGCGCAGAAGUCAGCACCGCUGGCGCCUGGGUCGCGCAGGGGGGUGGUGCGCAGGAGGCGAUCGUUCUGCUUCUGGAGUGGCUGGGCGAUGAACAUGAGUCCUUUCACGACCCCUAUACCCUCGACAUGUCCCAGGAACCACCGAACAUCAUGCAGAGCGGGAACUCGCCCCCUCAGGAGUUCACCGACAACGACCUCAUUCCUCCCUUCAAUCUCAUCCGCGAGAGUCUUCCCAUCAUCACCGGCUCAAUUCACCUUCACUGGCUUGGGUCUACUUACCCGCCUCUCCCUUCCCACACCUCUCCUACGACAACCUCGGCGCCUUCACACCCGACAAUCACCCUACACUCUGCCCCCCCCCACUACCUCCCCGGCUUCCCCGGCCCGGUCCACAUGAUCCCUGGCGCGGUCGACCGUGUCGACUUCGGAUCAGAUGACCUUUAUGCCCUGCACUAUCCGACCGGUGGCGAGACUUCACGGAUCGCCUUGUGGUCGAUCUUCCUCCGUGCUCUCGGUAUCCACGUCACGGAUCUCGGUUCAACCUUCGCCGAUUCUGCCCAGGCGGAGGUGGAUCAGGCUCUCGCGGAUUUCGCAGCUACCCUGCCCAUGGAGCGGCUCCCGUUCCCCACUCCGGCCGAGAAAGGCGUCGUCGGGGAAGCGGACCUGGAUAUCUUCCGGACUGUGUCCACGCCGAGCAGACAUGCCGACCUUCACUCGGACUCGGCUAUCAUCUUCUCCGGACCAGGUAUCGGCAAUUUACACCGCACAUACCCUCCUUCUCCCCGCGAAAUGCUCUGGUUACUUCGGUACCUGCAGGACCGCGGUUUCACAUGCCAGCUCGAGGCCAACUUCGGCCCCCUCUCUCAUGACGUCAUCCUUCCCCUGGGUGCAAGCCCCUUCCCCUCCGACUUCACGCCUCACGGAUUCGAAAAACCCCGGCGGUGGUCCGGCGUCAACUCUUCCGAGUGGGGGACAAGGCAACCGACCGUCCAGAGGAAGUAA